GGGGGCAGGAUGCAAUAAGAAGGAAGUAGCAGCAAAAGGAAAGCUUGGUAAGGUGGUGUGGGUAGAAAAGAAAAAAACUUGACUUUUGUGGCGGGAGUAAUAAAUGCAACGGCUGAUUUAAAACCUAAAAAGGAAAGAAUUCGGUUUAUCGCGAUAGCAGCAGGAUGGGUGGAUACUUGUUUUAACAAGAAAGGGAUAAGAAGUGAAAGAAAAGGAGAAGUAGUAAUAUCAAGAGUUAUCUGGAUACACUGGUUUGAACAGUCAACUAAAAAAAUGGGAACGUAUGAGUUCAGAAAAGAAUAUGAGGACAAUUAUUAUGAGGAUAUAGGGUAGAGAUUGUUUUGAAAUAUUUUUUGUAUUUAUUUAUUGGGACUCAUAAAUUAGUCGCAUAGCUGAGACACACUUUCUAACAGUAGGUGGCGGUAAUGCACUUUUAAGUUUUGUUGCCAACCGCCACAGUCAUGUGACGAAAGGCUCAGCUUUGCUUUCGUUUUGGUGAAAAUUGGAGUUAAGUUUCGCUUUGUCCCGUCAGCCUCAUGUUGAAGCAAGAUGGCGGACGUGGACGACUCCGAGCUGUCUCUGCUCAGCCUGAGCGACGAGCUUACCUGCUGUAUCUGCCUGUGUACUUUCGACAGCCCGGUGACAAUCCCUUGUGGCCACAACUUCUGCCAGGAGUGCCUCCUCUCCACUUGGACGGAAACCUACAGCUGUCCGCAAUGUCGGACCCACUACCCCACCAAGCCGGAACUGAAGAAAAACACUGUCCUCAGCGCCGUGGUCGAGACCUUUAAACUGCGGUCGACCAAGGGCGAGGCGGAUGCGUCCGCUUCCGGAAUGGCGCCGAGCAAAGCGGCCGCAGGUGAAGCCAUACGCUGCGAUACGUGUAUGGAAGCAAAGGCGGUCAAGACGUGCCUGACCUGCAUGGCCUCCUAUUGCGACCAGCACCUGCGGCCGCACCGCGACAACCCGGUGUUCCGCGUCCACCAGCUGACCGAGCCCCUCAGCGACCUGUUGGAGCGCAUCUGCCCGGAUCACCACAAGCUCAUGGAGCUCUUCUGCACCGAGCACGACCGCCUCAUCUGCACCCUCUGCCUCCAGCAAGUGCACAAAACCUGCGACUUCAUCCCACCCGAGCAGCAAAGGACCAACCAAGAGUGCAACUUGAGACAGAAGUUGGGUUUCGUUGACAAGAAGGUUAAACAGAACGAGGCCGUGCUAUUUCAAAUGAGAGACAUGCAGCAAACCCUGAAGGGCAGUGCCACCGCCAAGAAAUUGGCUAUGGCUCAUCAGUAUCGACAGAUUCGAGACAUGCUGACCACUGAGGAGCGUACCGCUAUGAACGUGGUGGACCAAGAGCUGGAGUCUUCUCAGACCAAGCUCAGGGUUAUCAUGAAAAGGUUUUCUGACAAUAUUCAUAGCUUGAGCGAGGCUAAAGUGGACAUCCAGAGACUACUUGGUCAGUCACAAACAAUGGCCUUUCUGCAGGCUUCAUUUAACCUGCCCAAAGCUGCAACCUUUGAUCCUUACUCCCCUCGAAUCAACUUGGACUCCAAAAUGUUGAUAGCAACCGAGGAGUUUCCUGUUAAUCUGAAGAAACAGAUGUGUGAGAUCCUGAAUCAGCCUAUUGAUGCCAGACUACCAUUAAUUAAAACAGAGGAGGAGAAAAUCCUGACAAGACAUCCCAUAAAGGACCAUCCCCCAGCGGCGAAGGCAGUCAACGUCAAAGCUGACAAGAAGACGUCGCACAAAAAACCCAAUAAGCCCAGUCCAUUCCUGCGCGACAGCAAAGAACGGACACAAAAUUUGUCUCGUUCUCUGGAAAACCUCCUGGGGUCUGGUGGGAAAGCAAAACUCAUACCCCACCUGACUCAGACACCUUCUCAACCCAAAGAAAAAACAGAAACGAUGGACCGUCCUUCACACCAUAUCGCUGAAAAUAGACACCAUCUUCUGAUGUAUGGCACUGCACUCCAUUUUGAUCCAAAGACGGCACACAAUCGCAUCGUACUAACUGAGGGCUUCACCAUGGCAUCUGUAUCAGACCAACCUAAUCCUGCAAAGUACAACAACUGCCCCGAACGCUUCUCUGUCUGCUCUCAGGUGCUCGCCUCUCAGGGUUUCACGCAUGGGUGCCACUACUGGGAAGUCCGGAUUAAUAACAACAACUUCACUGGCGUUGGGUUGGCUUACGGUAGCAUUGACCGCAAAGGUCCCACCAGUCGACUUGGCCGCAACGCCAAGUCUUGGUGUGUGGAGUGGUUUAACAUCAAGCUGUCAGCUUGGCACAACAGCAGCGAGACUGUUGUCGACCAUACCAAUCCAAAACGCGUUGGUGUGUUGGUGGAUUGUGACUCGGGCUCUGCUACGUUCUACAAUGUAACAGAUAGAGCCUAUCCCUUCUAUUCUUUCGUGUUCCCAUUCACUGAGGCUGUAUAUCCAGCUUUCUGGAUUUUCUCCUCUGUGUCAUCCAUUUCACUGUGCAAACUGCAGGCCUGAGGAACACAUUGACAUUCGCCACACGCCAUAUAGUAGGGGUACAAUCAUAGUCAAUAGUGUGCCAAUGGAAUUUUUGGGGUAUAUCAUUAUCGCUAGUGCAUUUGUCGUUGAAUGGCCAAAGAAAAUCCUUCAGUUUCGUUAUAGGUGCCGGUGUUAGACUCAUUACAUUCAAUUUUUACAGGUAAUUCUUAAAUGCAGGGGUUAUAAGAACAUUUGAUGCUCUAACGCUAAAUUACAAACAAAGAAAAUGUAAAAAACAAAACAAAACAAAAAUAGAAUGAAGUCACUUCACACUGCAGAUGACUGGCUAAUCUUUUACAAUGCGUAGAAUACAUUACUAAUGUUGUCUUUAAAGGUUCUCUCCUAAACUCUGAUAAGACAUCUUCAGGUCACUUGUAUUGUGUGAAUCUACCCAAGUUUUUGGUUUUUGCUACCUGGCAAAACCAAGCAGCAUUUACAGCAGAACCUCAAAAGUCGAUCACCUUCCAUUCAGGGACAUUUGUCAACUUCCAAUUUGUUUGACCUUCUAAGCAAAAAUUCCCAUCAAUUAUAUUUGGAAUUUAAAAUCAAUCAUUUUCUGUAGCACUCAUUCGAGUGGAUGAUGAGCUGGAGCCUAUCCCAGCUGAGUUUUAGUGAGAGGCUGUCUUGUGAGGCACACUGAUGGCUUGUGUAAUAUGCUAAUGUCACACAUUAUUGCAGUCAACAUUCCAAGGCAGCGUUUUCCUGAAAAGUUUAGUCGCCCUCUAAAUUGUAUUUGUAUAUAAAAAUAAAGCACAGUAUACAGAGAAAAUAUCUACAAAAUAUUAAUUUAAUUUAAUAAAAAUAUAUUAAAUAAAACACACAAUGUCUUAUAGCCUACCAAUCCAUACUGACAGUAUGCUGUACCAGAGGGCCGCUGAAUGGGGCCGACAUGUACAAAAGUGUGCUUAUUGAUUGAAAGUUGUUCUCUAUCUCUUUGGGAGUGGCUAUAUUUGACUUAGGGGUAAAAUUUAAUACACUGCUACAAUGCUGUAAAUGUUUGCUCGAGCAAUAUAAUUCACUCUUUUGAAUUGUGUUUGGUUGAAUUUCUUUUUCUGCGUCAAUUCUGAUUUGAAAUGUUGUACUUAAAAUAAUUUGUGGUUCUUAAGUGACGUUUUAAGCAAGUCUAUGUUAUUAUAUUUUCUGGCUGCCAAUUGUGUGAGUCUGUUUGGUGUUGUAUAAUUUGCAUUACUAAUCAUCAUUUCAUAUCUCUUAAAAGGCUUUCUCAUCGAUGUUAUAUGCUUUUGCAUUGUCAUCACAGUGCAAGCAAUGUAUAUUGAUUAUAAUUGGAAAAAAUAAAGUUUCAUAUGAUUA
Molecule: messenger RNA, 3828 nt
Organism: Phyllopteryx taeniolatus (common seadragon)
Lineage: Eukaryota; Metazoa; Chordata; Actinopteri; Syngnathiformes; Syngnathidae
Gene: trim25
Product: tripartite motif containing 25
Exons: 8
Coding region: 550-2496 (648 amino acids)
Molecular function (GO): protein binding; zinc ion binding
Source: RefSeq, a predicted model, not a curated record